This is a messenger RNA of Olea europaea var. sylvestris, 483 nucleotides long. Its product is annotated as early nodulin-like protein 1. Bases 1 to 483 code for a protein of 160 amino acids. The record is from RefSeq and is a predicted model, not a curated record. Gene Ontology annotation, molecular function: electron transfer activity. Lineage: Eukaryota; Viridiplantae; Streptophyta; Magnoliopsida; Lamiales; Oleaceae. The transcript is spliced from 2 exons. Gene Ontology annotation, cellular component: plasma membrane.
AUGGACUACACACCGAGCCCUAAAAUUUGCCAAGAAAUGCUUGAAAAUCAGGCUACAUCCCUAUCACAGCCAGGACGCGUCCCGGACAUAGCCGGCACAUCGUGCCCACAAACUGCCUACAAAUGCCAAAAAAUUAGGCUAUGUCCCAACUGCGUUCCAUUUUUUGUUGACGAGUUCAACAAAUGGGCUGAGAAAACUCGUUUUCAGUUUAGGGAUUCUUUAGUUCUGAAGUAUGAUUCCAAGACUGAGUCAGUGCUGAAAGUGACCGAGGAAGACUACAAAAUUUGCAACAACGCCAAUCCAACAAAAUCACACCAUGAUGGAGAAACUACAAUUUCACUAGAAAAAUCAUGUCUAUUUUUCUUCAUCAGUGGAGCUGAAGAACAUUGCUAUAAUGGUCAAAAGCUUGAGGUUAUGGUUCUGUCGGAUAAACAUGACUCCAGCCACCAAUCUACAGUACAGAAAUUGCCUAGAAAUGCCUGA